This is a messenger RNA of Salpingoeca rosetta, 5112 nucleotides long. RefSeq lists its product as uncharacterized. Gene Ontology annotation, biological process: mitotic spindle assembly. Bases 32 to 4390 code for a protein of 1452 amino acids. The transcript is spliced from 32 exons. Gene Ontology annotation, cellular component: microtubule organizing center; spindle microtubule; mitotic spindle. The record is from RefSeq and is a predicted model, not a curated record. Lineage: Eukaryota; Choanoflagellata; Craspedida; Salpingoecidae. Gene Ontology annotation, molecular function: microtubule binding.
GCAACAGGUGCGUGAUGCGGCGGUGGCACUGAUGGUGGACAUGAUGAAUGAGUCGUCCACGCCCCACACGAUUGUGGCGCCGCUGCUUAAGGACCUGGAGCACCGCAACUGGCGGGUGCGCGCCAGCCUCCUCAGCCUCUUCCUCGCCACACUCGAAAGGCACGGCGUUGCGGAUGUGCAUGUGUCGCGCUUGGUCGACAAGGCCAUGACACUGCUGUCAGACAGGAAUGAAGUGGUGCGGGACAAUGCAUUUGAUUUCCUGGUUGAGGCGUAUCGUCACGUCGGCGCGCCCGUCCGGAAGGCCCUCCAGCGCAGCAAAGCCGUUCCGCAGCAGAAGUUGGCGCGCCUCCUCGACACAUUCGAAGAGCUCAGACACUCGGGCACCAUGCUUGGAGACGACGACGGCAGCUCACCACCAUCAACGGCAUCAGCGACAACUGCGCCGGAGCGCCCGUCAUCGCACUCCCGCAAGGCCUCAGCAACAGAGACACACGCACACGGCAGCGGUAGCAGCGGCGUGGCGUCACGAAGCGCACGCGGGAGCACAGGCAGCAGCGGUGGCGGCGGUGGUGCGAGAUCACGCUCGGCGAGCACAAGUCGAGGCAGCACCAUCCCAAAGGCAAAGAGCAGGGUGGUAUCCUGGCACGACAGGAACAGGAACAAGGAUGGCAGCGUCUCGGAAUCAGACUUUGAGGAGGCGCUCAGGGACACAGAACCAAUCAGCGUGUCCUCUGACCGGCAGCUUGAGGAGGACAUGGCGCAGAUCCGCGCAAUCCUUGCAAAGGACUCCAUCGACUGGGAAAAGAGGCGGGACAUGGUUGUUCGCCUGCGCGGGCUGGUUGCUGGCGGCGCUGCGUCACGCCCCGUCUUCCUCGACACCCUCAAGGCAAUGAACGAUGCCAUGGUGACGUCCAUCAGUGAUCUGCGCUCAGGCAUUGUCAAGGAAGCCUGCCUCACCAUUGCAUACAUUGCGCAAUCUGUCGGCAACGCGCUUGGCCCGUUCUUCGACAUCUACAUUCCUCCACUCCUCAAGCAGGCAAUGGUCAACAUCAAGGUGAUUCAAACAUCAGCGCAGCAGUGCAUCCGUUACAUCAUCAGAAAUGUCCACUACCCACGCACGUUCCAGCGGCUUGCUGAAUACAAGGUAUCACGAUCUGUAGCACAGCGUCGUCUCGUUGCCGAAGCACAUCUCCUUGUUCUCCAGUCGUGGCCGACGGCAGCGCUGGCGAAGCAUGCCAAGAGCAUCGCCGCGUAUCUCAAGCCCUCCCUCAGCGAAGCAGACUCUGUCGUGCGCUCCACCUGCCGCCAGGCAUAUUGGGUCCUCCACUCAAACUUUCCCGACGUCGCAACCCGGGUAUUCAACACUCUCGACCCCAAGACACAAAAGGCCAUCAGCUCAGACAAAGCCAAGCUCGGCCGUACUGGUGGUGGUGGCGGCGGCGGCAGCCACACGUCGUCGAGCAGCUCCAUUGGCAGCACGGGCUCGCGUCGCACCCGCCCCUCCGCUGCCGGUUCACACACACGAAGGAAACAGCAGGACGCAAUCGCUGCGCUGCGCUCCAAGUCACAGGACGACAUGAAGAAAUCAGGGUCGCUGACGAAACCGCUCAAGUUGGAUCCGUCUGUUGUCUCUGCGCCCACGUCUCCCGAGUCGCGCCGCAGACACAUCCGCAACGAGGAGCCCAGCCGCGGCCGCAACGACGUGACGCGACGCCGCCGCAGUACGCUCGCGCAGUCCGCGUCCACCCGCCCCGUUGCCCGCUCAAAAUCAGUCGCUGGCACGACGCCCCGCAGCCAGCGCAGUGGAGCCCCACCAAGCGUGUCCAAACCACCGCGCCACCGCCUGUCCGCCAUUGCGCCGUCGCCGUCACGCCUCCCGCGCGCAACAGGGCCCCUCUCCUCCAGUGGUCGCCUCUCAGUGGGGUCGCCCUCCCCCAGCGUCCGCCGUCCCGGCCGUCACAGCACCGCCAGCGCAUCUCGCACCAGCCUGCGCGGCCAGAGCGAGAACCUCUCCACGUUUGGCCAGUCUUUUGCUCAGGUUGUUGAGGACAGCAAGAGCACGGACUGGGCGGUUCGCCUACAGGCGGUGCAGGACCUCAAGGAUCUUCUCCGCAGCAGAACAACGCCCUCCGCUCGCGAACUCAACCGCGUCUGUAGCUUCUUCGCACGACAGCUGUCUGAGACGCACAACAAAGUCUUCAUCGCUGUCGUCGACGCCAUUGCAGAGCUCGUCGUCAUCUAUCAGCGUGACCUCCCACCUGGCUGGCUGCGCGACGUGGUGCCCAGCUUGCUGCUCAAGUUUGGAGGCGGUGUGCAGCAGAAAAUACAGGAGAAGGUGCUGCACCUGCUGGAUUUGAUCCGCAACACGUUCCCGCCACAGCUGCAAAUUUCGCAUCUCUUCAAGUUCCUCAUUGAUCAGACCCAACCGCAGAACUCCAAGGCGAAGCUGGCGACGGUUGAGUAUCUUGGUGGCGUGCUGACAUUUGCAAAACCGCGGGAUCUGGAGGCUGUGCACGAGAUGAGCCCCUCGGAGUACCGAUCAGCCAUGCGCACCAUCAUCCAGAUGACAAACGAGCCAAAGAGCGCGGACCUGCGGCGUGCGUCGACGUCGGUGCUGGUGAUGGUGUUUGAGGUGCAUCCUCCGCUCUUUGCCCGCAUCCUCGCUGCGCUGCCGCUGGCCGAAGCAGACGCGGCGCGCCAGAUUCUCACCGUACAUGUGCGCGACUGGGAGCUGUUGACAGAGCAGCCAGUGCGGUACGAUGACAGCGAUGAUCACGAUGAUGACCAGGACACUGAGGGCCGGUCUGUUGUGGAGGAGGAAUCCAGAUCCGAUGUGAUGAUGCAUUCCGGGAGCCUGGCGAGCCUUGCGGGCCUGCAUGCACGCAGCGCAAGCGACGACCAGCUCGCAGGCGUGCGGCAGCGGCAACAGCAGCUGCGCCGUCGCAAUGGCCCUGAGGAAGAUCAAGGGCAAGAGCACGAGGUGCAAGCAGCAACGGAGGAAGAGGGAGAGGAGGAGGACGAUGAGGAGCACUUUAGCGUGUCUAUGUCAGCCAUGCAGUUGCGGGAAGCACAGCGCGCGGCGCUUGCUCGGGCCGGUGGUGCUGGUGCUGGUGAUGAUUAUGGCGAUGCCACAGCCGGCAGUGAUGGCGCAGAUGAGACAGGGGAGGCCGGAGACGAGGCAGACUCGCUGGUGAUUGCAGGCGAUGAUGCCAAGAGUGCGACGACAGCGGGUGACGUGCGACAACACCUGCGCCCACACGGUGGUGAUGAUGGUGAGCGUGAUGAGACAGCAACUGCCCUCGGCGAUGCACGCCGCGAUCUGAAGGAGAACAGGGACGCCCGUGUUGGGCUGAACGGACGCUCGCUCGACGCAAAGUCGUACAACCCGAGCACAUACGAGAACACAUCUGCCGUCAACGGCCGCAUUGGCUCUGCUGCACACGGGCGCCAACACGACAGCAGCGAUGGCGAUAGGGCAGCCACUCGCGCGACGGCAGACAGCGGUGACAUCGGAGAUGGCGAUGAGGAGGGGCGCCGGUUGACGUACGAGGAGCUGGUGGAGGCACGGCGGCGCGAGUACAGGCGAAACAGGGAGCGUCUGCACCAACAGCAGGGCUCCCGACAGUCGCUCUAUUCACAGGGUUCGCGCGUGUCUGUUGAGUCGUCGGAUUCCGUGAGUGGCGAGGCGCUGCAGCACGUUGAGCGCGCCAUCGACACUCUCAAGUCCUCGCACGAAGACGAGUCGAUCACAAAGACGCUGCACUGGCUCAUCCGCGUGUCACGCGAGGGGCGUCAGAGCCUGUGGAAGUACCACUUUACCGACUUGCUUAACGUUCUGCUUGAGCUCUUGAACGACGACGAAACGUCUGUGCGCGAGCAGGCGCUUCGUGUCCUUCGCGAAAUGCUCAAGAACCAGGGCUCGUACUUUGCAAGCGUCAUCCCGGCAGUCCUCCCCAAAGUGCUGGAGUGCCACGUGGCGAACAACCGCAGCAUUAUGCACGUUGCGGACGAGGCGUUGACGCACCUGAGCAACAUUGCGCCGACACGUACGAGCCUACAGCUGCUGGAGCCGUUCCUCUCGCAUGUUGACGAUCUCUCCCAGCCCAUCCUCCUCGCCGCCAUCCGCUACCUCACAAAGGUGAUAUCGCGCGGGGAUCAGGAGACGGUGGAGACGCUCGCGCCAUCCUUCAUGCCGGGUUUGCUCAAGAGUUUCCGCCACACUGCGCCGGAAGUGCGCAAGGCGGUGGUGACGGCGCUGGUGCAGUUUUGUCUUCUUCUCACAGAGGAGCGCGCAAAGCCAUACCUGCAGUCGCUGUCGAGCGGGCAACAGAAGCUGGUGGAAGUGUACAUUCAACGUGCAAAGGCGGCUGUACACUCCAGCGAAGUGUGAUGAUGAUGAUUGGGCACGAGCGUGCCUGCAAGCAACACUCGGACGCAAGCAGGUGUGCAUGUCUGAGGAUGAUGUGUACACGCUUCGCGAUUGCUCCAAUGUCGUAUUGGUUUGUUCCCCAUUUCCUACAACCUCCUUUUUUUACUUAGGUUUUCUAGUAGUUUCACUUUCUCUGCCAACCCUUUUGCCCAAUUCUUCGUGCGACGUACGCACUCAGCACAUGCACUUGCCCACGCGUUGCUGGGCCCGUGGUGUAUGUUGCACGUUGCCCUCGUGUCUUGUGUGCUUUCGUGUUUGCGUGUGUUUGUUCAGAAAAAGGAGCUUCGUGUCUGUGUUUUGCCUAUGGAUGCUUCUUCACUCGUGUUGUUUUGUUGCGCACGCGUUGCUGUGGCCCAUUACCAUCUAAUUGUGUUGGUGCGCCGUGUUGCUGUGUUGUACAUCCAGCCGAUCUGCUUACCUUUGCCUCGUUGUUUCCUGGUUCUCAGUUGACGUGUGUGUUUUUGUGGUUGUGCUGUUUGCUCUCACAUCCUCAGCACCAUCAUCUGCUUUUGGUCUUGCGUUGACGGCGUGUCUUUGCUGUGUGAUGUGACUUGCUGUUAUUGGUGACCUGAGCGUGUUGUGUUUGUGUUCUUGUGUGUUUGGUUGUGCCACUUGUUGCGAUGCUGCAAUUCAUGUGUACAAAGACGCUCUUCGCAACCAACACUUCUUCACAUUGAACUUGG